Impatiens glandulifera is the source of this 588-nucleotide messenger RNA. RefSeq lists its product as uncharacterized. The transcript has 3 exons. The record is from RefSeq and is a predicted model, not a curated record. NCBI's taxonomy places the organism in Eukaryota, Viridiplantae, Streptophyta, Magnoliopsida, Ericales, Balsaminaceae. Bases 82 to 456 code for a protein of 124 amino acids.
GUGAGUUCUGAUUAAAAGAUAAAAUGUGAGAAUCUCGUCCUUGAAAUCUAUUUUUUUGUUGGAGAGUUAUAAGAGUAGAAGAUGAAAGGUGAGAAUCUCGGCCUUGAAAAGAGUUUUGGAUACGAAGAUGAAAUCCAUUUUUGCUGCAGGAGAGAAUACAAAUACGACCUUGAAAUGUCUAUGAUUGUUUAUAUACUUCUUCUUGAUCACGAAGAGAAAACAAAAUACCUUAAUAAAUGGAUGUGCAAAAAAUAUUGGACAUUCAUAGAAGAUAACGGAUACAAGGUACUGGUUGAUUCCUUACUAGACGAACAAGAAAAAUCAUCAGUAAGAAACAACAUUGAUGUUGAAAAGGAUACCUAUUCAUUGGCAGAAGGGGAGAUUGACCCUAAAACUCUUGGAGGAGAAAAUGAAGAUGUAAGCAUGGCCCAUGAAGAAGGCGUUUCCCCCUCCUAAACACGAAUGGGCUGAUUAAUAUAAACAAACGAGGAAGAUGCUCAAACCCAAAACCAGUUAGAAGAAGAUAUAAGGCACAUGAAAUUCUUCAUUAAUGUAAUUUAGAUAGUUUUUAUAAACUUAAUUUGAGUA